AUGGAGUUAGUUUCAAUGGAAAAUGGAAUUGAGCCGAAAGGCCAUGUUAAAGACGCACUGAAUUGGUUUUCAAUGGCUGAAUCCAUAAAGGGAAGCCAUUUGGAGGAAGUGAAAGGCAUGGUGGGGGAAUAUAGGAAGCCGGUGGUGCGAGUUGGGGGCGAGACGCUGACCAUAGGCCAAGUGGCUGCGGUUGCACGAAGCGCCGGCGUGGUGGUUGAGAUGUGUGGGUCGGCUAAGGGAGCAAUGGAGGCUAGCCGCGAAUGGAUACUGGAGAGCAUGAAGAAAGGGACAGAUAUGUAUGGGAUCACAACUGGGUUUGGGGCUAACUCAUAUAGAAGAACCAACCAAGGUGGUGAACUACAAGAUGAGCUUAUAAGGUUUUUGAACGCUGGAAUCUUUGGCAUUGGGACAGAAGCAUGCCACACUCUGCCACACACUGCAACAAGAGCUGCAAUGCUGGUGAGGAUCAACACCCUCCUCCAAGGCUACUCAGGGAUCAGAUUUGAGAUCUUGGAAGCCAUAACCAAGCUUCUCAACCACAACAUUACACCAUCUUUGCCCCUCCGCGGCUCCAUAUCCGCCUCCGGCGACUUAGUUCCUUUCGCAUACAUUGCCGGACUCUUGACCGGCCGGCCUAAUUCGAGGGCGGUAAGCCCAACCGGUGAGCCCCUAAACGCUUCGGAGGCCUUCAACCUUGCAGGCAUUAAUGGUGGAUUCUUCAAGUUAGAGCCAAAGGAAGGUCUAGCACUCGUCAAUGGCACAGGAGUUGGUUCUGGCUUAGCUUCCAUUGUUCUCUUUGAGGCUAACAUUCUAGCUCUAUUUUCCGAAAUUUCAACCGCAAUUUUCGCUGAAGUUAUGCAAGGAAGACCGGAAUUCUCAGACCAUUUGACACAUAAAUUAAAGCAUCAUCCUGGACAGAUUGAAGCUGCAGCAAUAAUGGAGCACAUUUUGGAUGGUAGUUCUUUUGUGAAGCUAGCUCAGAAGCUUCAUGAAAUGGAUCCAUUAAAAAAGCCUAAGCAAGAUAAUUAUGCUCUUCGAACUUCACCGCAAUGGUUAGGACCUCAAAUCGAAAUCAUUCGCUUGUCGACGAAGUCCAUCGAGAGAGAGAUCAACUCGGUGAAUGACAAUCCAUUGAUCGACGUAUCGAGGAACAAAGUCUUGCAUUGUGGCAAUUUCCAAGGUACCCCAGUUGGUGUUUCAAUGGAUAACACUAGACUAGCUUUGGCUUCCAUUGGAAAACUCAUGUUUGCACAAUUAUCUGAGCUUGUUAACAAUUUCUACAACAAAGGAUUGCCUUCAAAUCUCACUGGGGGUAGGAAUCCAAGCUUGGAUUAUGGAUUUAAAGGCGGUGAGAUAGCCAUGGCUGCAUAUUGUUCAGAGCUUCAGUUUCUUGCUAACCCUGUUACCAAUCAUGUCCAAAGUGCUGAGCAACAUAACCAAGAUGUGAACUCAUUGGGUUUGAUAUCUUCAAGAAAGACAGCUGAAGCUGUUGAAAUCUUGAAGCUAAUGUCGGCAACUUACUUGGUCGCGCUUUGCCAAGCAAUAGACUUGAGGCAUUUGGAGGAGAAUUUGAUUUACACAGUGAAGAAUGCGGUGAGCCAAGUGUCUAAGAAGGUACUUGCAGCGGGAGUUAAUGAGGAACUUCAUCCAUUAAGGUUUUGCGAAAACGAUCUGCUCAAAGUGGUUGAUGGGGAGCAUGUUUUCGGCUACAUUGAUGAUCCAUGUAGUGCAACUUCUCCUCUAAUGCUAAAGCUUAGGCAUGUAUUGGUUGAUCAUGCUAUGGUGAUGAUCAAAGAUGAUGACUUGGUUGGCAUUGAAAAUGUUUCAAUCUUGGAAAAGAUAAGCUCUUUUGAAGAGGAAUUGAAGACCCUUCUGCCUAAAGAAGUGGAAGCAACAAGAAGUGCUUUCGAAAGUGGAAAUUCCAACAUUCCUAACAGGAUCAAAGAGUGUAGGUCUUAUCCAUUGUAUAAAUUUGUGAGAGAAGAUUUGAUGGCUGAGUUUUUGACAGGUGAAAAGGUAAAGUCACCGGGAGAGGAAUUUGAUAAGGUGUUUUCAGCAAUUUGUGAGGGGAAGAUUAUUGAUCCUCUUCUUCAAUGUGUCAAAGAAUGGGAUGGCAAACCUCUUUCAAUAUGUUAAAAGUAAGUGUUCCUAAACUUCUCUUGUUGAAGAAAGUUAAAUAAAUAUUUUCCUGUUU
This is a messenger RNA of Ziziphus jujuba (common jujube), 2194 nucleotides long. RefSeq names its product phenylalanine ammonia-lyase. The transcript is spliced from 2 exons. Bases 1 to 2136 code for a protein of 711 amino acids. NCBI's taxonomy places the organism in Eukaryota, Viridiplantae, Streptophyta, Magnoliopsida, Rosales, Rhamnaceae. The record is from RefSeq and is a predicted model, not a curated record. Gene Ontology annotation, cellular component: cytoplasm. Gene Ontology annotation, molecular function: phenylalanine ammonia-lyase activity. Gene Ontology annotation, biological process: L-phenylalanine catabolic process.